Molecule: messenger RNA, 7494 nt
Organism: Suncus etruscus (white-toothed pygmy shrew)
Lineage: Eukaryota; Metazoa; Chordata; Mammalia; Eulipotyphla; Soricidae
Gene: NWD2
Product: NACHT and WD repeat domain containing 2
Exons: 7
Coding region: 37-5265 (1742 amino acids)
Molecular function (GO): protein binding
Source: RefSeq, a predicted model, not a curated record
CGGGCGGAGAAGGCGGCGAUUCCUCCCUGGAGGGCGAUGUGGCCGGCCGGUGCGGGCACCAAGCUGCCCUGUGCCCGGGACUCUGCCCUGCGCAGAGCGGCUUUCUGCGGGAAUCUCACCGCCCUGCCUUCUCACCUGGUGCCCGCCGGUCGCAGCGUGCGGGUUUUCAUCAGUGCCAACCCUGAAGAUACAGGAGCUGAAAGACAAGCAUUAAAAGAAAAUGUGUAUCCUAAAUUGAGAGAAUUCUGCAGGGAAAAUUAUGGAUUGGAAUUUCAGGUCAUAGAUCUGUACUGGGGAGUUAAUGAAGAUGAAUGGGACAGCCCAGAGUUGCAGAAGACCCGCAUGAAGAUGCUGGAGGAUUGUUUGAAAACUUCUGCAGGUCCAUGUUUUGUUGGACUCCUAGGUGAAAAAUAUGGGAACAUCCGAAUCCCUGGGGAAGUGGAAGCCUCAGAGUUUGAAAUGAUUUUGGAUGCUGCUGUGGAAGAGAAGCUGGAGACCAAGCUACUGGAGGAGUGGUAUUGCCGUGAUGAGAAUUCAGUGCCAGCAGCAUAUUACCUCAGACCCAAGUCAGAACUGCUGAAAAGCAAUAAAAAAGCAAUUCCACCUUCUGCCAAUGCUGAAAAUGAGAAGACCUGGCAAGAGAUAUCUGAGGAGAUCAAGAAGAUAUUUAAGGUUGCUGUGAAGCUGCUGCAUGAAAAGGGGAAAAUGAAGCAUAGCCAAGCUAAGAGGUACCUGUUCUCAGCUAUAGAGGAUGAAUUUGACUUUGCUCUUGGAAAGCAAACUCCCGCAUUCCUAAAGAAAUGUGUAUGCUACAUUAGGAAAAUUGCAAACAUUGAGCGCUUUGUGAAAAUACCAGAGAUGGGAAAAUACAUGGAUGUCACAGGAACAGAACCAAGGAUUAUCCGGGACCCAGAAGCCCAAGAGAAGCUGAUAAAACUCAGGGAUGAAUUUAUUCCUACUAUUGUUGCAUCAUCUAAUUUGCGAGUAUACACCUCUGUUACUCAUUGUGACAUGAAACUAGGCUAUUCCCAAGAAAUAGAAAACCAUUACAUAGAAGGGCUUGGUAAGCAAUUUUAUGAGGAUAUGAUCGAUAUCAUUCAGGCAACGAUACAACAGAACUUUGACACAGAGACUGAUGCUCUCUACGAUGAAAUUCUCCAGCACUCCUCUUUGUGUAAAACUUACGCAUCCUUCUACGAGUAUAAAUGCGAGUCUCUAAACAUCGUGCAAAAGUAUCUUCUUCCAAGCAAAACUGGGCACAUCAGUCCUCUUAUUAUAUAUGGUGGGCCUUGCACUGGGAAGACUCUUCUACUGGCUGAAGUUGCCAAGAAGGCUUAUGGCUGGCUACAGGAAGACACGGGACCAGAAUCGGACCCUGUAAUUAUUGUGAGAUUUCUUGGAACCACAGACAUGAGUACAGACCUCAAGCCUCUCCUACUAAGCGUUUGCGAACAGCUGGCAAUUAACUACCGGUGUCUGGUUCAGAGCUACCCCAAGAAGAUUCAUGACCUACGGGACUUGUUUAUAAACCUUCUGAAUGAGUCUUCCCUGCAGAGGCCACUGGUGAUAAUAUUCGACUCCCUGGAGCAGCUUUCAGACAGUGACGAGGCCAGGAAGCUUUGGUGGCUCCCAGCCCACCUGCCCCGCUUUGUCCGGAUUGUCCUCUCCACACUGCCCAACAAGUUUGGAAUCCUGCAGAAACUCAGGUGCCUUAUCCAUGAAGAGGACAAUUACAUUGAGCUGAUUCCCCGAGAACGGAAAAUGUGCAGUCAGGUCCUCAAACAUCAGCUGCUGCGGGUGAAGAGGAAGGUGACCUCAGGCCAACAGAUCUAUGUGAACAAUGCCUUCUCCAAGUGUACGCUCCCCAUGUUCAUGAACCUGACCUUCAGGGAGGUGAGACACUGGAGGUCACACAAAGAUGUCAAUGAAUCCUCCCUCUGUGUCACUGUGCAUGAAAGCAUCGAGCAGCUCUUCUGUUCCCUAGAGAAGAAGUGUGGUCAGAAGUUGGUCUCCAGAGCUCUUGGCUACAUCACCAUGGCCAAAAUGGGUUUGAGUGAAAUGGAACUUGAGGAUGUGCUGGCCCUGGACAACAGUGUGAUGAAUGAGCUCAAUGAGAACACCAGGCCCAACAACCCCCUGAGAGUCCCUUAUUUGUACAUUGCCAGACUCAAGGAAGGGCUGAGUGGCUACUUAAUAGAGAGACACGUAAAGAAUGUGACGCUCCUGGUCUGGGCCAAUAGACACUUGCAACUCAUAGCCCAGAAGAUGUAUCUGCAGGAGGAAAAAGCCCUUAAGGAAAUGCACACCAUCCUGGCUGAUUAUUUCCUGGGUGUCUGGGCGGGGGGCCGGAGGAAAGCUUUCUGUCUUGAAGACCCCUACUUGAAUGGCUGCCUUGACUUGGAGAAUCGUAGCCUGCUGGAGGAGGAAAAGCACUUCAUGGAACAGGCGUCCUUUGACAGGCAGGCUCCAGAUCAGCCCUGGGUUUUCCAAUGCAACCCACUGGAGCCGGACAUUUUCUUUGUCAACCACCGGAAAAUGUCAGAGCUCCUGUACCACCUGACAAGGUGUGGGAAGAUGGACGACCUUCUGUAUGGCAUCAUCAUGAACUUUAGCUGGCUCUAUACUAUGAUCAAAAUCGGCCAGUUUGACAAAGUUCUCUCUGACAUUGAUCUGGCUUACAACUACUCGCAAGAGAAGGAGCUCAAGUUCCUCGGGAGCACCUUGCGGAGCAUCAAGAGCAAGAUCAUCGCCUUCCCUGGCUCACUCUCAGCAGAGCUGCAGCAAAGGCUGUUGCCCGUUGUGAGCUCCCUGCCCAAACUGAGACAUCUCCUCCUGGAAUGUGAUAAAGACGGGCCCAAGUAUUGCUCCAUUGUGCCGUUGCAUUCUUCCAUGGAUGUGACCUACAACCCCGAGCGUCUCCCCUUAUCCUCCAGCCACUUGCAUGUCACUGAGAUCCUGCCCACCUGUAACCCCAGCACCGUCCUCACUGCUUUAGAAAAUGGUUCUAUCAGCACCUGGGAUGUGGAGACACGUCAGCUCCUCAGGCAGAUCACCACGGCCCAGUCAGUCAUCCUGGGCAUGAAACUGACUGGGGAUGAAAAGUAUUUGGUUGUGGCCACUACCAACAACACCUUAUUGGUUUACGACAACGUGAACUCCUGUCUCCUGUCUGAAGUGGAAAUUAAGGGGAUUAAGCAUGGUGGUGGCUCCACCUACAUCAAUGGAUUCACACUGUCUGUCACCCAUGCCCUGGCCUGGCUCGAAGCCAGCAAAGAUGUAACUGUCAUUGACCUGCUCUAUGGAUGGCCCCUUUACCAGUUCCACUGCUGGUAUGAGGUGACCUGUGUCCAGUGCUCACUGGAUGGCGUGUAUGCUUUCUGUGGACAAUACCUGAACACCACCACCAUAUUCCACUUGGGCAGUGGAGAAAAACUAUGUACUGUGAACUCUGAAUUCUCAGGGGGGUUCGUGAAGUUCCUUCUGAUCUUGGAUACAGCUCAAGAGAUGGUGAUGGUAGACAGUGAGGGGAGUCUCUCUGUUUGGAACACUGAGGACAUGGCCAGCCCCCAGCUAACAGAUGAUUUUGACUGCCGGAGAGAAGACAGCGAGGUGGUCAGCAUUGAGCUCUCCGAGGACCAAAGUGCCAUUCUGAUCUGCAAAGCCCUUGGCCUGGAGCUCCUAGAUACGGGGAUAUGGAAGGUGGCUGAAAAGUUCCGGGCCAAGCAUAACGAGCGCUUCAUCUCUGCCGUGCUGUCUAAAAAUGGAGACUGCAUCAUAGCAACCAUGGAAAACACCUCAGCUGUGUUUUUCUGGAGACGGGACACAGGACAAUGUAUGGCCAGUUUACAGGAAAUCUCAGGGGCCAUAGUUAAGUUGGUAAAAUCGAACCACCACAAUAUGCUGCUCUCUUUAUCCACCAGUGGGGUUCUUUCCAUUUGGGACAUAGACAUCAUCACAGCCAUGUCCAACAUCGAUAAAACCGGAAAACCCAUCCAGAGUCUGGUGUUGCCCACCAGAGGUGAAAUCAUUUACUCUCUCGAUGGCUCUGACUGUGUUCACAAGUGGAACUUCAGUAGCGGAUUCAUUGAAGCUGUGUUCAAGCAUGAGGGCAUUGUGGAACACUGUGUGCUGACAUCCUCGGGAGACUUAAUGGUGACAUCAGAUGACAAAAGCAGCCAGUAUGUCUGGCGCACCAAUAGUGGUGAGAACCUUUUUCGCAUCAAUGGGCAGAGAAUUUCUCAGUUGCUGAUCACUCACAAUGACCAGUUUGUGGUCUCCCUCUGCGAAGAGCAUGCCUCCAGGGUUUGGCGGCUGGCCACUGGCCACCGGGUAUGCAACAUCCUCACUACCUUGCAGAAUGCCUUCAUCACCUCUGCCAACACCUUUGUGGUGGGGAUGACCAAAAGCAAAGUCCUAGCCGUCAGUCUCUGGACAGGAAGCAUCACCAAGAAAUUCUGCUGUGAAGAUGGCACCACCAUUGUGAAUUUUAAACUGAUCCCCGAUUGUCCAGACAUCAUUGUCUUCAUCACCUCAACUGAGACAGUGAAUAUCUGGAGUUUGACCGAGGAGGUCAUCUGUCGCCGAGUGCAACUUCCAACCAACUUUCUGAAAAAUUUAGAGGACUUUGAGAUCUCUCCCAAUGGGAAGCUGGGUAUCAUUGCCAGAGGGGAUGAGAACAUCAACGUGCUGGAUCUAUAUAGCGGUAAACUCCGGGUAGUACAUGCCUCCGGGGUCAUUUGGCGGCAGAAACUGUCUCGCGAUGGUCGUUACCUGGUUUACAUUUGUUUCCAAAAUGGAGAGGAAGAGGAUGAACAUGGGGCCAUAUCCAGCUUAAUUGUAAUGAGACUAGCCGAUGGCAAAAAUAUCGGUGCUUGUUCCCUUUACAAAACACCCACUUUCCUUGCUCUCUCUCAGAGACACCUGAAUAUCAUUGUGGGUUUUGAUGAUGGGAGUAUUGGAAUCUACACCGUGGUGGACCGUGUGGAUGCUGCCUUGAAAAUUAAAAUUGCCACAUCCAAUAGCAGACAAAUCUUCAACAAUGCAACACAGACAUCCAGGCCAAAGUCAAACAAGUACUGUUUCAAAGUGUCUGUGGAUUGCUUAUGGAGAGAGUCCACGGAGGUCUUUGCAAGAGACAGUCCCAUCACAGUGAGUGACUGCACAGAUUCUGGUGAGGCCACGCCCUCCAAGAAACACAAUUCCUGCUAUGACCGAAUGUGCUCUGUCCUGGAGUCCAGGGGACAUAGCUAUGCCACUGACAAUUGACAAAAGGUUGAUCCUGCUCAGUGAAAAGAUAUGAUAUAUGGAACAAAUAUAUAUAUACAUUAUGUGUGUAUAUAUUCUCUUCUAUAACCCAAAUAAUAGACUACUCAUUUCCUAAAUGGCAGAAUGAGAGGCUAGAAUUCCUAUGUUAAUUAUUAAUACAUUUUUGGAUCUUAGGGAAAAGGUGAAAUUGGUUUUGUAUUUGGUCUUUUGGCAAAGCAUGAAAUCUUGAAAGACAAUGUCUAGAAAUAGUUCUUCAGUGACUACAUCACGUGACAGAGGGUAUUUUUAAGUAAGGUGGGAAGGAGCAGCAUGACUCAGACCACUGGUCCAGAUGAGAGAGGCAUGAAUGUUAGGUGCACACUAUUUGGACUGGAUUGAGCAACUCAGAAAUCACAAAUCCAACUUGCUGUUUGACUCCAGAUGAUUGAGUGGCUAUAAGUAAACAGCCUUAAUCUCUUCCUACAUUUUACAAUCCUGAUAGCAAUGUAAACCCAUUCUACCCAUGGGAGGUCUAAAGGUGCAAAAUAAUGUAUCAAAGCAUGUCCAUAUGUCCUCCCCUUUGUCUCAAGAGAAAAAGACGUGAGUGAAUGGGACUGGACUAAGAACUCAACCCACCAUUAUAGGGCUACUGAACACACAGUCCAUCUUCAUUCAGACAUAGUCAUGGCUGUUGCAUGUGAGGGCUUCUGUAUAAUGGGAUAUAGGGUUUUCAUGGGCUAAAAAAAAAAAACACUUAACCAGAAACCACCAUCUUAUCAUGUCUUUUCAAAAAUGCCUAUUUGUCUUCGGUAUAAAGAAUUACAGAAAGGGCAUUACAGAUGUGGUCAAAACAUCUGUUCAUAUCUCUCAUUGUACAAGCAAGUCUGUGCUAUUGGGUCUGCUGUAUGGACAAAUGGAUUUUUUCUUAACCCCCUGCAAUCUUAAUAGAAAGAGAGCACUCUCGACAUGCCAUCUGUGAAAUACUGAUGACAUUUGCCUUACUCUCAUUUCUCUUCUUUCCUGUGCAAAACGCAGAGAUGACCAAAUACUCGGGGACAAACUGAACAUGCCUGUCUUUGUGCUAAAAUAUUCUACAAAUCUUAAAGGGUGUCCAAAGGUUCUAUACUGUCCCUGUUUGUAUCCACUUUCUUACUUCUACACACUGUGUAUGCUUCUUCUCUUUCACACUCCUGCUGAAAGAUCCUGCAGAGCUUUUUUACAGUUUUAGCCAUUUCAAAGCAGAUACUAUAAAAUGGUAAUCACUAUUAUAUUUUUUCCAAAAACUACUCUGCUUAAAAUAAUGUCAUCCCAGAAGAGGAAAGAAAUUUCUUUCCUUCUAGAUCCUCUAUGUGGCACACCAUUGGACAACUUUUCAAAGGGUUGGGGGUAGUUGGCUUGUUUUGAAAGUGGCCCUACUUCCUUAGGAGUAAGUAGAAAUUGUUAGCAAGUAGGUGACUAGCUUCUGGUCCAGCUCUGCCACAAACUCAUCACCAAUUCAUAGACUGAUCUCUCACCUCUCCAGUUUAUCCUUUGUAACCUGCAAAGCGGAGGGGACAGUGAUCAUGUCUUCACUGGUCUCAAAGGGAGAUUGAGGAGUAAUAGGAGAAAAAUAUAGAACACCUUGAUUGUUGACAAGAAAAAACAACAUGAUAUAGUAAUGAUCUAACCCACAAGGAAUCCAAGCCAAUUAGAUUUCAUUUUAGAAAGCAAUUUGGCAGCAGGUUGUAAGCAAGCAUUCCAAGAUAUGAUUCUGACAUAAAUACCCUUCUCCGUGGUGAAAUAUUAUUUUUUUCUCCCCACUAACUUCCUCCCAACCCAGUCUAGUCUACCUAGAGUUGAUCAUUCAUAUCAUUGCUUUUCUUUUCCUUUUUAAGCUUUUUCAGAGGUAAAUGCAUUCUUAUUCCAGUCCUUAUCAGUGAGACCUUCAUGCCACACAUUCCUAAGAAUUAAAUGCCUAGAUGGCUUAAAUGUAGUGUGUGAAUGUUCUCUGUAAAAGUCAAUAGAGUUUAACAAGUGACUUGAAUGAUUUUUUUUUCCUAACUUGUUUGCAACUGAUAGCUCAUAUUGAAUGUUUUUAUGUAAACUUUGUAUUGUUGGGGAGAAUUGCCCAAUCAGAGAUUUAUAUUUUCAUAAAUGUUACAUUUAGUUAAAUUUUGUUACAGAGUUGUUACACUAGAAAAUGAUUGCAGUCUUAAACGAUGUAUAGUCUUGUGUAUGUAUUGUUUGUAUGAAUAAAAGUUAAACUACUUA